AUGAUCGAAGUCAAGCCCCGCGACACCAUGGAGGCCGUCAAGGAGACCAUCCAGCGCGCCAAGGGCUGGAAGGCCUCCGAGCUGCUCCUGCUCUUCGACGACGCCACCACCGUCAAGGGCAACCACUUCGACGAGUCCUCCGCCCUGAUGCUGUACGCGAAGCCGGGGUCGCAGUGUUACGGGGAGCUCGGCGGCGCCGUCGGGGCGGUGGGGAGCGAUGAGGAUGAGGAUGAGGAUGAGGAUGAGGAUGAGGAUGAGGAUGAGGAUGAGGAUGAGGGCAGCAGUGGAGGCAGUGGUGGUGGUGUUGGGGUGGGUGGGGAUGGCGGGGAGGAGAGCGAUGUUAGCGAUGAGGAUGAGACGGCAGAGGAGGCGGCGGAGCGGGAGAGACGGAGGGGGAGGUAG
This is a messenger RNA of Letharia columbiana, 402 nucleotides long. RefSeq lists its product as uncharacterized. Lineage: Eukaryota; Fungi; Ascomycota; Lecanoromycetes; Lecanorales; Parmeliaceae. The coding region runs from base 1 to 402 and encodes 133 amino acids. The transcript has a single exon. The record is from RefSeq and is a predicted model, not a curated record.